CUAAUUGCUCUUUUUCCUCAUUUAUUUCCCAGGCUGGAUGAUAGAUGCAGACAGCCGCCCAAAGUUCCGUGAGUUGAUUGUUGAAUUCUCCAAAAUGGCCCGUGACCCCCAGCGCUACCUUGUCAUCCAGGGGGAUGAAAGAAUGCAUUUGCCAAGCCCUACAGACUCCAAUUUUUACCGUGCCCUAAUGGAUGAAGAGGACAUGGAGGACGUGGUUGAUGCUGAUGAGUACCUCAUCCCACAGCAAGGCUUCUUCAACAGCCCGUCCACAUCUCGGACUCCCCUCUUAAGUUCUCUGAGUGCAACCAGCAACAAUUCCACUGUGGCUUGCAUUAAUAGAAAUGGGGUAUGUAUGAAAGCUUUCUAAACCAGAAUUAAAUGACAUGCAUCACAGCCCUAUUACACAUGGAAAAUGCCCAUCUUAACCCAGAUCAUGUUGCUUUUCCUUCCUGCUUAUUUUCCCCCAUGUGGUUUUCUUGACUGGAAUCAUUGUAUCCUAAGGCCAAGGAUUAGUGAUCACAUAUCACAGGACCAUUCAGAGUAUGGUUCUAUAGACACACAGAAUCAACAUUACCUGGCAGCUGUUAAAAAUGAAGAUACUCAGGCCUCCACCAGACCUAUGGGCAGGAUCUGUGUGGGUGCAGCCCAAAACCAGCAUUGGAAGUAGCCGCCAGGUAAUGCUGGAGCAUGAGAAAGUGCCACGUUCGAGUUUGUACCUAUGCAAUGCUGCUCUGAAGUUUCUAUACCACUGAUUGAAUUGCUGAAUUUUUAAAAUUUUUAUUUGUAAGCCAGGCAUAGUGGUGCACACCUUUAAUCCCAGGAC
Nannospalax galili (Upper Galilee mountains blind mole rat) is the source of this 823-nucleotide messenger RNA. RefSeq names its product epidermal growth factor receptor-like. Bases 38 to 367 code for a protein of 109 amino acids. Lineage: Eukaryota; Metazoa; Chordata; Mammalia; Rodentia; Spalacidae. The record is from RefSeq and is a predicted model, not a curated record. The transcript has 3 exons.